This is a messenger RNA of Plutella xylostella (diamondback moth), 3105 nucleotides long. RefSeq lists its product as uncharacterized. The record is from RefSeq and is a predicted model, not a curated record. Gene Ontology annotation, molecular function: metal ion binding. NCBI's taxonomy places the organism in Eukaryota, Metazoa, Arthropoda, Insecta, Lepidoptera, Plutellidae.
AUUUUAGUAUUUUCUCUUCUAUGUUUGUUUGGUCGGACUCGGAACUAAACACGAUCUAUUGUAAUUUUUUAAAAAGAUUUUGUAAUAUUGCUGAUAUUAUUAUGAUUUCUAGCGUGAAUUCGACCAAAGUUAACUUUUGUCACCUCCGUAACUAGCCAGACCAGCCUCAAAAUGAGUUUUGUAGAUCUAGCCGCGCUGGCUACUCAUCGGCGCAGUGAAAUGGAAGCCAGGAUUGCUGUGUUGGCCGGAAAAUGUGAUCAGGCUCAGAGUAAUUUGAAGAAACUAAAAUUACAGGCACAAUGUUUGGUGAAAAAGCUGAACUGCAACCCGACGGAGUUGAAGGAGAACUUUCUGACUGGGAUGAAGCAGCUGGACGAGUUCAUCUAUAUGGUGACAGACUUCAAUCUGUCUGUUGGACGAAUUGAAGAAACAGCAAGUCACGAGUUUACACCAGUGCAAGAUGCAUCUCACACAGCACUUCAACCAUCCUUCCAGGCUUCCAACUUGUUUGACGUCCUCAGUGACCCAGUACCAUCCACAUCUAUGGCCAUGGCUUUUCCCAAGCAAAUUGUGUCUAAACCUGCCAGUAACAAGCAGAAGAAGAAAAAGUUACCUAAAAUAGAAGAUGUUUUGAUAGAGUUCUCCAGUACAUCUUGUUCUCAGGAGAGUGUGCCGCAAGAUCUCAGUAUUGAAGUUAAGGUGGAGCCUGACUAUGAACCUGCAGUUGAUGCCGUCAAUAACUUGACUAUUAAAGAUGAGCCAUCGUCUUCACCGGCAGCGGUAGACAAGUGGAACCUUCCAGAGCAGAGUGUUCUGGAGACAGACAUGGUGUACCAGGGCCUCAUCAUGCAUGUCGAUGGCAAGAGUCUGUGGAUCAUCACUGAUGAGAUUAGGGCUACCGAGCUAAUGGUAUCCAUGCGGGAAUACUACCUCCAAAGCGACGUGUCUCUAUCGCGCGCUCAGCUGCGCGCGCUGUCCUACUGCUACUGCGCGUACUACGACCACGACAGCGACUGCUCGUACCGGUGCAUGCUCAUUGCGUACUUGGAGGACAGCGACAUGGCGGAGCUAUUCCUAGUGGACACGGGCGAGGUGCGCUUCGCCCCGAGUGCGGUGGUGCGGCCUUUGGCACGCGCUUUCUGCUCCCAGCCGCCUUUUGCGCGCUGCUGCUACCUGGCCGGGGUGGACCUCAUCGAACACCACAGCCCGGAGUUGAUGAAGAAACAAGAAGACUUCCUGAAGAGUUAUAUCGGGCUACAGUGCGAUAUUGAAGUAGAUGAUAAUACCUCUGAAACUCUUGGAGUGUACAUCCGCCUGUCGGCAAAGGAACUGCUGAACCAAAUGCUCGUCGACCGAGGAUUCGCUACUCCCAUAGGUAAGCUGCAAUCAGAGGCGGCGGCGGCGCCAGUGGAAGCGUCGCCCGUGCGCGGUCCCCCAGAGAUGGUGCCUGAUGAAGACUUCUCACUGUCUGACGGACCAGAGUAUGAGGAUCCUUUGGAGGCUGUCACUGGUUACCACAACCGCGAUGAGAUAGACAUCUGCAAGCACUACAAGGGCGGCGCCGACCGCACCUGCUUCAAGGGAGCUCGCUGCAAGAAGAAACAUAUCAUGAAGCAUCCAGACGGCUGGACGCUAGACAAGAUCGAAGUACCCGGCAAAGGCGCCGCGACGCCGCUGCCGCCGCCCGGCUCGUGGCACAAGGCGCGCGUGUCGCACGUGGGCCACUUCGACCACCUGCACGUGCAGCUCGUCACGGCGCCCGCCGCAGAAGAGAAGCGCGAGUUCGGGCGCGUGCUGCCUCCGAAGACGCUGGACAGCCUCGUGCGCGACAUGAACAGCCCGGCCGCGCGCUCGGCGCAUCGGAAACUCAAGAUGGCGCCGGCUCCGGGCGAGCUGGUGGCGGCUCUGUACACGCCCGACGAACAGUGGUACCGCGCCGUGGUGCUGGCGCACACCACACACGACCAGAGUGUGCAGGUCCGCUACGUGGACUACGGCAACGAGCUCUGGGUGCGCGAAGACCAGAUCCGCGAGCUGGACCUCGCCUACACCGUGUUGCCGCUACAGGCCGUGCACUGCAAGUUGGCGGGCGUGACGUGCACCUCCAGCGACCCCGACCACUGGCUGAGUGCCAAACAGACGCUGCAGAAGCUGGCGUUGGACAGGGAGCUCGACUGCCAUAUUGUUGGUAGGGGCUACGAUGAGCUGGAGAUAGAGCUCUACGACUCCGAGGGCUACAGCGUGGCGGACAAACUGGCGGCCCUCAACAACACCAUCAAGGUGGUGGAAUACGACGUGGUCGACGACACUGACGUGCCGCAGAGGAUCGUUGUGCCGUAGACUGAGUUUUGAAAAAUAUAGCAUGAGUAGUAUGAAGUUUGAUUGACUGAUUGUUAGGCCCGGUUUCCGCCAAAGCGGAGAGAUGAGAGAAGAUGUGUUUUGAAUAACUAAUCAGAUUUCGUUAUUUUCACUCUCCGCCUUAUGCCUGGUAGUGUUCGUAUUCAUUUGCAAACGAGUCUAUAUUUGACAACUAUCGUAGCGGCUCAUGCUAUAGUUUACUAAGUGUAGUAUAUAUAGUUCCUAAAUCAACCAUGAUUAUUUGAAAAUAAUUUCUGCGAUAAUAUUGACUACUGUAGUGCGAACCAUCAUAUCAGAGGGCCUAGUGUAGGUUUGCCUAAACGUUAAAUGUACUUAAAUUCCGUAUUUCUAAAGAAUUCAUUGGUACAUGGCAGGAUUCGAAGCCACAACCUCAAGCAAGAGAGCCGGGACCGUAUCCGUUACGAAACUCGCCACUACUCGCUCCGCAUUCUGACCUCUCGUAAGUGCGAGCGAGAGAUGCGAUUUCACGUAUAGGUGAUAAUGUCAUGUAAGACAACAGACAAUGUUCUUCUAUGAACAAAUAAUAAUUAUGUGAUUAGUGAUUACAUAGAUAUUUAUUUUGGUACUAGAUAGAUGUAGGAUGACCAUUUGCUUCUAUGACAUAUCAAAUAAUAAUAAAUAGGUACUAACCUAAUACCGUGGCUGUUAUUUGUCAAGUAAAAAUGAUUAAGUUUAUGUUGAUUUUAUAUUGUACGUCAGUUACAAAUAAAGACAUUUUAUUAAAAU